Molecule: messenger RNA, 1449 nt
Organism: Candida albicans SC5314
Lineage: Eukaryota; Fungi; Ascomycota; Pichiomycetes; Serinales; Debaryomycetaceae
Exons: 1
Coding region: 1-1449 (482 amino acids)
Source: RefSeq, a predicted model, not a curated record
AUGAAAUAUCAACAAAUACCCAAAUCUAUACGACUAUUAUUUGAUAUUUAUAAACAGUUAUCAAAUAAACAAAAUUCCGUUUAUCAUCCUCAAGUUGGCAAAUAUUUAUCUCAAACCAAUGAUUUAAAUCUAAUAUAUCAACAAUGGCAAAUAUUAACCAAUAAUAGAAAGAAAGGUGAUUCCAUCAAAAAUAUAACUGAACGACAAUUUUAUUCUCCAUCAAUUUCAUUUGGUGAUUAUGAAUUAUCUCUGACCAAGAAAUUAUUUAUUAAACCUACAAAAAACCAUUUUUCAUUUAUAACCGGGUUACCAUUAGAAGAUCCAAUAUUCUCCCUGAAAUCUCAUGAUAAAAAUCGUCAUGGACAAUUUAUAAAUAAUAUUGAAAAUAAUUUAUUAUCAUAUUAUUCACCAUUUACCCAAUAUCCUCAAAAUUCAAAAUCUCAAUUGGCUUAUAAAUAUUAUUUACGAAAAUUUGAUGAAUCAAUACCAAUAAUGAUAAUUUUAAAAAAAAAAUAUCAAAUGUUUUCAAUUUUUUCAAUGAAUCAUUGGGAUAAAAUAUAUUUUGAUAUGAAACGACAAACAAGAAGACAAAAUAUUUUAACUAAUGUUGAUGAUUUAACCAUUCCAUCUCGAAGAAAUAUGAUGAAAUUAUCUCAAAGACAAUUUGAAUUCACAAGUAUUAAUAGAAUAGAUUUAUUUAAAUUGGCUCUUGGAAGUUAUAAUUAUUUUAAAUCAUUACUGAAUCCAACAACUAUUUUCCUGAAUAAGUUCAAUUUGAAUAAAAAUUUACAAAUUGCACCCUGGAAUGGGAAUGAAUUCACAUCCCAAAGUUAUAAUAAUAAUAAUAAUAAUGAUGAUGAUGAUGAAUUGAUUAAAAUGAUUGAUAAAAAUUGUCGAGUGGAAAUUAGAGAUCAAUCAACUGGGGAUAUUAUCCUGCCUGAUGAUUCAAAAUUAUUGGAAUAUGUCAAUAAAGAAAAAUCAUAUGUGAAACAAUUAGAUCAAGAUGAAGUAAUGGAUUAUAGUCAACAAAUACCUUAUCAAUUAAAUUUUGAUAAAUAUUAUAUGUUAAAUAUUUUGAAUUUUGAUAGUGGUGAUACAAGACUUUCAAGUUUUAGUAGAAUAUUAAAUACAGCAACAACAACAACAACAACAACAACAGGAGGAGGAGAUAAGAAUUCGUCAAAUUCUGAUAUCUCACCUUCUGAUCUUGAAAUUGUUGGUGUUCGAUUAUCAUUAGAUAAUCCUCAAGUGAAUCGAAUGAUUAAUGAAAUGAGUGAUAUUAAACUUAAUAAUAAGGAUGAUGAUGUUUUCGCUUAUGAAGAUAUUUUGAAAUUAGUUCAUACUCCUAAAAGAAAUGUAUUACGAUCAUUAAUGGAUAUAUUAGCCGUGAAAGGAAUAAUUAAAGUUCGACAAAGUGCUGAUAAAAGAGGAUUAUAUUUAUUACCAUAA